Messenger RNA from Erpetoichthys calabaricus (reedfish), 4206 nucleotides. RefSeq names its product calpastatin-like. NCBI's taxonomy places the organism in Eukaryota, Metazoa, Chordata, Cladistia, Polypteriformes, Polypteridae. Gene Ontology annotation, molecular function: calcium-dependent cysteine-type endopeptidase inhibitor activity. The transcript is spliced from 27 exons. The record is from RefSeq and is a predicted model, not a curated record. The coding region runs from base 143 to 3103 and encodes 986 amino acids. Gene Ontology annotation, cellular component: cytoplasm.
GCGAGUCGAGUCAGCUCCAAGUGGGAGGGGUCGCCUUGUUCUGACUGCCUGGUGCAUUUUUUUUUUAUUUCACACCCCCGUGCGCUUUCUCCAACACUCAAUAACUGUCCAGUUUCGGAUCAGUGACCGUAUCGUUGCAGUCAUGCCAAACAAAGGCAAGCACAAUCGCAACAAGAAGCCCAAAACGCAUGGAGACACCAAAGCAGCAGAAGACAGCAAGGGGGCAACCCCAGCAGCUGCCGCUGAGUCUCAACCAAAGUCAUCAUCCACCACUGCAGGAUCCAAAGCAUCCAGCAUGAAGCCUGCAGACUCUAAGGAUUCUACAAAACAAGCAGCUGUCAAGACAGCACAAUCAACGAAGCCAGCAGAUCCUGCAAGCAAAGCAGCAGCUGACGUGAAGCCUAAAGAAGCCGCAUCGGCAAAACAGGCUUCAACCAAGUCAGCUGCAGCCACAGAAAAGCCAGCUCCGCCAACAGGAGGCACUAGUAAGGCCAAAGGUGAUCCUGCUAAACCAGCAGGGACAGCGAAGCCAGCAGAGCAGAAGCCGGCACAGAGCACUUCCACAGCGGCUAAAGCUACGGCUACGGCUGCUGGCACGGCCACAGUUGCAGCUGCUGGUGCGGCCACAGUUGCGGCUGCUGGCACGGCCACAGUUGCGGCUGCCAAAGAAGGUGCCGAGGCUAAGAAGCAUGAAGCCGAUUCUGCACUGGAUGCCUUGGCUGGCUCGCUGACACCUCAAGAUGUGCCUGCUCCUAAAACACCGAAAUAUACUGGACCAGAAGUUAACGAGAAAAAAGUUACUUCUACAAAGGGUGUACGACUAGGAGACAGAGAUGACACUAUUCCACCAGAAUACAGAUUUAAAGAUGAUGGCCAGGUUCCACCAAAACUGACCGAAAAGAAGCCUGAGGUGCCCAAGACACCAGUUGAUGAGAAGGCGGCCAUAGAUGCUUUCCUAGAUUUUGAUGAGACUCCCUUGCCAAAGGUGGACUCUUCUGCUUCAAAUGUGCAGGCAGCUGGUCCAGAUGUAAUAACCGCCCAGUCCGCUGGCUUGAGCCACGCUGCUGCUCCUCCUGCUAAUACGAAGGCAAAAGAGGAUCAAGGGAUGUCACUGGCUGCUUUGGAUGCCCUUGGAGACUCACUUGGAGUUCCAGAUACUAAGCCUGAACCCCCUCAGCCUUUGCCUAAAGAUAUUGUAAAGGACAAACUUACAGCUACUCAUGUGGAUAAGCUAGGAGAACGGGACGACACUCUUCCACCAGGUUACCGUUUCCCCGCUGAUAAGGAUAAGAAGAAUGAUGGGGCAAAGCCUGCAGAAGGGCCAAAGACACCAGUGGACCAGAACGCAGCAAUUGAUGCUCUAGAUUUUGACUCUCCCACUGUUCAGCCUGCAGUGAGUCCCAUUCAACAGCCUGCAGGAACUCCAUCAGUGAAGUCUACAGCAGCACCCACUCAGCAAUCUGCUACCGCUCCUGACAUUAAGUCUACAGCAGCACCAACCCAGCAAUCUGCUGCCGCUCCUGCUGUGAAGUCUACAGCAGCACCAACCCAGCAAUCUGCUGCCGCUCCUGCUGUGAAGUCUACAGCAGCACCAACCCAGCAAUCUGCUGCCGCUCCUGCUGUGAAGUCUACAGCAGCACCAACCCAGCAAUCUGCUGCCGUUCCUGCUGUGAAGUCUACAGCAGCACCAACCCAGCAAUCUGCUGCCGCUCCUGCUGUGAAGUCUACAGCAGCACCAACCCAGCAAUCUGCUGCCGCUCCUGCUGUGAAGUCUACAGCAGCACCAACCCAGCAGUCUGCAGUAGCUCCUGAUGUGAAGUCUACAACAGCAGCACCGAUUCAGCAAUCUGCUGCUGCUCCUGCUGUGAAGUCUUCAGCAGCACCAACUCAACAGUCUGCAGCAGCUCCUGAUGUGAAGUCUACAGCAGCACCAACCCAGCAAUCUGCUGCGGCUCCUGCUGUGAAGACUCCAGCAGCACCAACUCUACAGUCUCCAGCAGCUCCUGCUGUCAAGUCUCCUGCAGCACCAACCCAGCAAUCUGCUGCGGCUCCUGCUGUGAAGAGUCCAGCAGCACCAACUCAACAGUCUCCAGCAGCUCCUGCUGUCAAGUCUCCUGCAGCACCCAGCCAGCAACCUGCAGCAGCUCCUACUCAGCAGUCUGCAGCACCUUCAGCUCAGAAGUCUGAAGCACCCACUCCUGAUAAGGCAAAAACUCCUGCUGGUCCCACUUCAGCACAAGGCCAACCUGCACAUCAGUCAUCCAUGGACUCUGCAAUGGAUGCCCUUUCUGGAAGUCUCCUACCUAUUGGUCCGACCCCAACAGCUAAGCCAGAGCCUGUUGUCGACAAAGUCAAGGAAAAAGCUACAUCUAAACACGUGGAUAAACUUGGGGAAAGAGAUGACACCAUUCCCCCUGAAUAUCGAUUUGAGGACAAAGAUAAAAAGGGUUCCACCCCUGCACCACAGCAACCAAAGACACCAGUUGAUCCCUCCGCUGCUAUUGAUGCCUUGGCAGGAGAUUUUGAGUUGUGUUCAGAAUCUUCAACUGUUCAGUCAUCAGCAGCUCCCACACUUCAGUCAUCAGCCGCUCCAACACUGAAGUCUGCUGCGGCACCAACACUGCAGUCAGCAGCUGGGAAGCCACCGCAAGAUUCAAAGCAGAUGUCUGCUGGUACUGAUAGUGCCCUAGAUGCUCUUUCAGGUACCCUGAUGCCUGAUAUCCCUGCUCCAGAACCAAAACCAGUGCCUCCAUCGGCUGUGGUCAAGGAAAAUAUCAAAGAAAAGCAUAUACCAAAACUUGGAGACAAUGAAAAUACAAUCCCUCCAGAAUACAGGAUGAAAUUAGAAAAGGGAUCUGAAGGAGGUAGCAAGGAAGAGGACAAGCCCAAAACCCCCAAGCAGAUUGCCAAAGAACAAAAUUCUGCCAUUGAUGCCUUAGCUGAGGGAUUUGAUUCUCAACCUCCAGAAAAGGUUGAAGAUAAGAAAGAUGCUGCUGGUUCUGCAUCAAAUUCUGCACUUUCAACAAAAUCACCUGAAAAGGAUCCAAAAGCAACAAAGACAAAAGAACAGCAAGUGGAUCCCAAGAAGACUGGCAAAAGCUAAAUACAUUGCAGGUGUUCUAGUUCCUACACCCCUACUCCCACUUCUCUUGCUACUGGAAUGGGGACAUCAGGGAGAGAGCAGUUGGAUUCUUCGGGUUUAAACUUCAUUAUCCUAAUCAUGGACUCUUGCCCACUUAAGCACAUCAAACCAAAUGUUGCCACUAACCAUUUUCGGAAAUGCUCUACUUUGAGAUCCACAUGUAGAAAACCCACCCGCUCCGUGUCUAUGAGUUUUUCCCCCCCGCACACAGGAGUAAAGGCCCACUGCUCCAUCUGUUCCUCCGCCUGUCCGCCUGCCUGGCUUUCAUGAAGCUAUAUUGCAGAUGCCAAAUACGUGAAUGCAGCAUUUUGUUCCACUGCCUCAGUCUAUUCACUUUACUUUACUGGGUUGCCUUUACCAAACUAUAUAAUAUUUAAUUGUGUUCAGGGUUAUGGGUAAUUUACUUUUUUUGUCCAGAGGAUUGUUUUGCAUGGACAUUUGGGAUGUUUAGGGCAGAACUAUACUGAUUUGUGGAUAUUCUCUUCUUCCAAGAGCAUCCCUUUUUAAAGGAGUACACAGCGGCAAUGUAUUAUCUUAAUCGAGGUUGUAAAGUAUCACGUCUAUGAGAAUAAUCUGAAAUGUUUCACCUCUGAACAGAUGGCCUUUUAUCGACUGUUACUGUUUUGAACUUGACAGCUUUUUAUGAAAUGCUUUCUAGAAUGAAUAUGCUUUUGAUUUAAGAGUAUGAAAACUCCUUUUGCAACAAGAUAAUCGUAGAAUUGGAACCUCUCUGAGCAAUAGCUUAUCAUCAUUGGUCAUUAUUAUUUGUCACAAUGUCAUUUUAUAUUUUUGGAAAGGACAAAACAACAGAUGGUUUCCUUGUGUUUACAAAUGUAUAAAGAAUGUUUGCUUUUUGCUUUUCUAGGUUGGACAGAAUAAAUGAGUCAAUUAUAUGGGGAUUAUAUAUGUUUAUGUAAUUAUAUGUAACGUAUAAUUAUAUAUAGCAUUAUUAUUUUUUUUGUUGGUUUCAGAAAAAAAUGCUGCACUACAUUGUCAUGAUUUGCAUUCUUCAAUGUUUGGCUUUGGGAACUUAAUGAGAAAAUAAAAGUAUUUUUUAAAAAGGA